AUCAGAUUUUAUAGCACACAAACUACCAAAUUAUUCAUGGAAACCCAGGGUGGAAAUAAUGCUUCACAAUUGCUUCGAGCUCAAACCCAUGUCUGGAACCAUAUUUUAAAAUUCAUAAACUCUUUGUCUCUUAAGUGUGCUACUGAGUUGGGCAUAGCAGAUAUCAUACACAACUAUGGCCAACCUAUGCCACUCUCACAACUCAUUGCUUCAUUACCAAUCCACCCUUCCAAGACUUCCUUUAUCAGCCGCUUCAUGAGAAUUCUGACUCAUUCUGGUUUCUUCUCUGAACACCAUGACACCCCAAAUGAGGGUGAAGUGAUGUAUGUGCUAACUGAUGCAUCUAAAUUACUCCUGAAGGACCAUCCCUCCAGCAUGAAAUCUUUGUUACAACUCAUAGUUGAUCCAGUUUCCAUUAAUCCAUGGUUUCAAUUCUCUACUGAGAACAUAGAAUAUGUUGGAGGAGAUAUGUUUCAAGCAAUUCCUUCAGCAGAUUCCAUUAUGUUAAAGUUGAUAAUGCAUAACUGGAAGGACGAGGAAUGUGUGAAAAUACUGAAAAAUUGCAAGGAGUCAAUAGCAAGCGAGGGAAGGGUUAUUAUUAUCGACAUGGUGAUGGAGAACAAGAAGGAAGAUCAUGAAUUAACUGAAAUGCAGCUUUUCCUUGAUAUGCAGAUGAUGAUGCUGUUCAGUGCAAAAGAAAGAAAUGAGAAAGAGUGGGCCAACCUAAUUUUCUCUGCUGGCUUCAGUAACUACAACAUUACUCCCAUUGGUUUAUUUUCUAUCAUUGAGGUUUAUCCAUAGUGUGUUAUUGCUGCUAAAUGAGAUUAUGAGAAGAGCUAAACUAUCUAUUUUUUCUGUUCUUGUUGUAUUAGCAUCAUUGAGGUUUAUUCAUAGUAUGUUAUAUCUCCCUUUUCUGUUUAAGUUUAUUUUUUCUA
Messenger RNA from Vigna unguiculata (cowpea), 935 nucleotides. Its product is annotated as putative O-methyltransferase 3. Lineage: Eukaryota; Viridiplantae; Streptophyta; Magnoliopsida; Fabales; Fabaceae. The record is from RefSeq and is a predicted model, not a curated record. Gene Ontology annotation, molecular function: protein dimerization activity; O-methyltransferase activity.